GCUCAUUACCCAGCAUGCAGCGGGGGAUUUAACACCAAGAUGGCUGACACUAUGGAGGAAUAUGAGAAAGGCGCUGGCAGCGUCCCGAUCCUGCACCCCGAGGAAAUCAAGACUCAGGGUCAUUACAAUCAUGGUUACAGCACUGAAUCCGUGGGACGGAAAAGCCACAUGGACGACUAUAGUACAUGGGACAUUGUCAAAGCCACACAGUAUGGAAUCUACGAGCGCUGCAGAGAGCUGGUGGAGGCAGGCUACGAUGUGCGACAGCCUGACAAAGAGAAUGUUACUCUGCUUCACUGGGCUGCCAUCAACAACCGGAUAGAUCUAGUGAAGUUCUACAUAUCUAAAGGUGCUAUUGUGGAUCAACUUGGAGGUGAUUUAAACUCCACUCCUCUUCAUUGGGCAACUAGACAGGGGCAUCUCUCCAUGGUGGUCCAGUUGAUGAAAUAUGGCGCUGACCCCUCACUUAUAGAUGGAGAAGGCUGCAGCUGUAUUCACCUAGCCGCCCAGUUUGGACAUACCUCAAUUGUGGCAUAUCUUAUAGCGAAGGGGCAGGAUGUAGAUAUGAUGGAUCAGAAUGGCAUGACUCCAUUAAUGUGGGCAGCUUACCGGACACACAGUGUAGACCCCACAAGACUGCUCCUCACGUUUAAUGUGUCCGUUAAUCUCGGCGAUAAAUACCACAAGAACACUGCGUUACACUGGGCUGUUUUGGCUGGAAAUACAACAGUCAUUAGUUUGCUCCUUGACGCCGGUGCCAACGUUGAUGCACAAAAUAUUAAGGGAGAAUCUCCACUUGAUCUAGCAAAACAGAGAAAAAAUGUCUGGAUGAUUAACCAUUUACAAGAAGCCAGACAAGCCAAAGGCUAUGAUAAUCCCUCAUUCCUGAAAAAGCUCAAGGCAGACAAGGAAUUUCGGCAAAAAGUAAUGCUGGGAACACCAUUCCUGGUGAUUUGGUUGGUUGGGUUCAUUGCUGAUCUUGAUAUUGAUUCCUGGUUAAUCAAAGGACUCAUGUAUGGUGGAGUUUGGGCAAUGGUGCAGUUUUUGUCAAAGUCUUUCUUUGAUCACUCAAUGCACAGUGCUCUUCCACUUGGGAUAUACCUGGCAACUAAGUUUUGGAUGUACGUUACCUGGUUCUUCUGGUUCUGGAAUGAUCUGAACUUUUUCUUCAUCCACCUUCCAUUUUUGGCGAACAGUGUUGCACUGCUUUACAAUUUUGGUAAAUCCUGGAAAUCUGAUCCAGGCAUUAUCAAGGCCACAGAAGAACAAAAGAAAAAGACAAUAGUAGAGCUUGCUGAGACCGGCAGCCUGGACCUGAGCAUAUUCUGCAGUACCUGUUUGAUCAGAAAACCAGUGAGGUCUAAGCACUGUGGGAUUUGCAAUCGGUGCAUAGCGAAGUUUGACCACCACUGUCCUUGGGUUGGCAACUGUGUAGGUUCAGGAAACCAUCGCUAUUUCAUGGGUUACCUGUUCUUCCUGCUCUGCAUGAUCUGCUGGAUGAUCUUUGGCUGCAUUUCCUAUUGGGGAAUACACUGUGACACGACAUACAGUAAAGAUGGAUUCUGGACAUAUGUGACCCAGAUUGCUACCUGUUCACCUUGGAUGUUCUGGAUGUUCCUCAACAGUGUGUUUCACUUAAUGUGGGUUGCUGUGUUAUUGAUGUGUCAGAUGUACCAGAUAUCAUGUCUGGGAAUUACUACAAAUGAGCGGAUGAAUGCAAGGAGGUACAAACACUUCAAAGUCACAACCACGUCUAUUGAAAGCCCUUUCAACCAUGGAUGUAUCAGAAAUAUCAUAGACUUCUUUGAAUUCCGAUGCUGCGGCCUCUUCCGCCCUGUAACAGUGGACUGGACAAGGCAAUACACAAUAGAGUAUGAACAGACGUCAGGCUCAGGUUAUCAGCUGGUGUAGUCUCCGCACAAGCGCCACUCUGACAUGAUCCAAUAUGGGUGGUACCUGAAGAUGUCUGUAUGUCUCUCGCGAAAACUUGCCCCUUGAACUAUAGCAUGCUGUUUGUAGGGCUAUUGAUAAAUCUUACAGUACCUUCUCUGUCAGCAUUUUAUCAACCACAGUGACCAUGGACAGGACCUUCUGCCCGCACUGAUAUAGAGAAAGAAGAUCUGGGGGGAGGAUUUUAAUUGAUCCUUGCGUUUGGAAAUCUUUUGAACAGCCGUGAAUCUGCAAUCUGUGUUUUUGUUUUGUGUAUUUUUUUACAUGAUAAUUUAUUUUGCACCAUUCACAAGUAAGCAUGGCAUUGCUCUCUCGACUAGCUUCAGUCUUGGUCUGCUUGAGCAGAAUCUAGUCCUUGCCCCUUUCUUUCUAAAUACACCCAGUGGAGUGAGACUUUCUAGUACACCGUCAUGAUUCCCUAAUGUGGCCUGGCUUCAUCUACAAUACUGUGGCAUUGAAUUCCUGUAAUGUGAUCUCCCAGUCGUGCUCUAUCCUAGUGUAACUGAAAAUGUGAAUCUAGAUGCUGGGCUGAAGAAUCGUACACUUCUUUGGGCCGUUCAGCCUUUGGCGGGUUAACGUGAUGAAAUGGGCACGUGACGAUCUUAAACGCAAGAAAUGAAUGUAUGUUGCCUACAUUGUAUGACUGUCGGCAGUCCUUGCCAUGUGUUUCUGGAUCUUGGAGAUCUGCUGACAAAGUUUUUCCCUUUCUGAAGUCGAGCAGUCCUCAGCAGUUGCAUGCAAGUAAUCUUCUAUAGGAUCUUAAGGAAACUCUCGUAAAUCGCCAAAUUCUGCUUGUUCAGAGACUGGAUACUGUGCCCACGUCCUGGACAAAGCCCCUUUCACACUGACGAGACAGCACUGGAUAUGGAUGUGGAGCCAAAGAAAAUACGGUUGUUGUGUUUUAUUUUGUUUUUGUUUGUUUUUCCCAUUUUGUUUCUGUUUGUGCAAUUUAGAUUGUGUUACUCUGUGUUAGUCUUGGGGAGGGGGGAUAGAACCAUUUAAAGGCACAUAAAUAUAUUACUGGAUGCUUUGUCAUAGCGUCACUUUAUAGUAGUGCAGCUCCAAAAAUAUCUGCUGUGCGCUAAUUUAUUAGGUCAGUCACCUGUAAUAUAGACACAUGCAUCUGUGAGGUUCAGAAACAUCUUUAAGAUAGAUUUCAGUUCUCUUUCUGGUGUACGUUUUCUGUAAGUAAUCUCUAACAGAUUUUUUUUUAUUUCAGUAGCACAAAAUUAGGGAAUUCUACAUAUCGUGGCCGAUGUACAGACUGUAUGGACAUGUUGAUCCUUAUGACAGUGGUAUACAGUAAUGUCACUCCAUAUGUAUAUUUUUUGACUGGUUUUAAUGGUAAAAGACUAAAUAUUUCACCAGUGAUGUAUGUGUUCAUUUUUGAAUGUAUACGCAUUUCCUGACGUGUCUGUUUCACAAAAUAACUUUAUUCCCCAAGCAGUUGCAAUUCUGGAGCAUCUGUUGUUCCGUUCCUAAAUUAUUACUGCUAGAAUUUUAUAAACCCCUUCCCGAAAAAUGAUGUAACAGUACGUAAGUAUUGCAAUUUGAUUUAUUCAUGUGCAUGACUCAAGAGCCCUCACCAUCCACAGUGGGUGUCAAUUCAGCGAGCUGCAAUGGCUGGAACCACUUACCUCCGAUCCUGGCCGUUUAACCCCUAAAUGUCAUGACUCUGGUAUCUAAGUAGUUUGACAGAUAAAGGGGGUCAAUUGGGGUGACGAUGGUUGCUAUGGCAGGCUCACUUGCUUGCCAUAGAAGCACACUUGUUAAGCCGUGCCAGAGGCUUGGCCUGACAGAUUGUUGGUUUGAAUAACAGGUCACGAUUUAGUGUACAGAGUAUACCAAAGCAUUAUAGAAGCAAUCAAAUGAUUGGAUUGUGAACACCCCUAGUGGGACUAGAAAUAAGUUAAAGUUUAGAAAGAUUUUGUAAAAGUUUAAAUAUAAUUGUUUAAAUUUUAACAAGACUUCAAAAUAGGAAAAAAUAUUUGCAUUUUUAAAAUAAAUGUUGAAAUGGCUAUUUCUGUUCUACCCCCUUUCCCCAAACAAUGAUAAACGCUAAUCAGUAAUUUAUAUGUACCCCAAAAUAGUUCGAUUAAGACUUAUUUCACAACAAACAAGUCCAUAUACAACUACAGUAUAUUCAUUUAUUUUACUCUCUUAUAUAGCGCUACUAUAUACCGCAGCGCUUUACAGAGAUUAUCAUCACUCGCUGUCUCCAAUGGAGCUCGCCAACUAAGUUCCCUAUUAGUAUGUCUGGAAACCCAUGCAAACUCCAUGCAGAUGUUGUCCUUGGUCGGAUUUUUCCAUGCAUUGUGGUUUCAUUGUGCAAAAGUAGUCAAACCUUUAUAGUGCCAUGUUCAUAUCAAUCCAUAGAAUAAAGGCAUCAUGCUGUAUGGUGACUGGCACCAAAU
Molecule: messenger RNA, 4364 nt
Organism: Bufo bufo (common toad)
Lineage: Eukaryota; Metazoa; Chordata; Amphibia; Anura; Bufonidae
Gene: ZDHHC17
Product: zinc finger DHHC-type palmitoyltransferase 17
Exons: 17
Coding region: 40-1911 (623 amino acids)
Biological process (GO): protein palmitoylation
Cellular component (GO): Golgi membrane
Molecular function (GO): protein binding; palmitoyltransferase activity
Source: RefSeq, a predicted model, not a curated record